GAUUUCUUCUUCUUUUCUGUUCUUCGAUAUUGUUGCUUGUUAAAGAAUAUGGUAACGAACAAUAAUCAGCUUGGAGAUAAAAGGAGACAAAAGAAUCUGUUGUCUUUUUUGACAAGCAGUAAAUCUAAUUUCUUUAGUAACAAUAAUAAUAAUAACAGAAAAGCUAUGAUCACCAAGGGAAUAUUUGGUGCACCUUUAAAAUCAGCCUCAAUGUGUGGCUCAUGUAAUCAAUACGGCUUGAUCGUACCUGAUCCUGUGUAUAGGUGCUUUGAAGAAAUUAUGAGCAGAGGUCUGUUCACCGAGGGCAUCUUUAGGCUAUCGGGUGCGGCUCCCGAUGUAGAGCAGCUGCAGUAUGAUUUUGACAGGCCACCUACUUAUGGAAAAUACUUGGACUUAAAAGAUAAAGAUAUUCAUGCAAUCACUGGUGUUGUUAAGAAAUAUCUUCGACAAUUGCCUGAUCCUCCUAUUCCAGUAUCAAGUCAUGAGAGAUUUAUUCAAUUCUUUGACGAGUCGUACUCUCAUAAUGCAACAAUUAAGGCAUUUGCUGCCAUGAUUCAACAGUUACCUAGAGAGCAUUUUCAUCUUGUUCACUAUAUUAUUAUUUUGACAUCGUCUAUAAGAAAACACUCAAAUAUCAACAUGAUGAACCCAGAAGCACUGGCUAUCGUUUUAGCACCUGUCUGUACUGGACUCGAACUCAACCUGAAGGAAAUACCUUCAUGGGUAAAACGUCAUACGAAAAUGGAGGAUAUGAGUCAUUUUAUCGAAAUGAAUACCAAAUGGACACGCAUUUGGACAUUGUUGAUUGAAUAUAGCGACACAUUACUUGAUCUCUGGAAGAACGCAAUAUGGCAGAUACCUCAAUCUAUGGGUAGAAACACCUUGCCAUGCCGCCCUAUGCAUAAUAAACCAGUGCAUCAAAACAGUUUGCCUGUCUUCCAGGAACAUGAAACACUAUUGGAAAUCACACCAUUUAAGCCACCUGCAAGACGUGCAAAUAGUACGAGUAACGAAGAAAUAUACAAGGUUGUUGUGAUGAGACCAAGGUAUAGCUCAAGGAAGUCAUUACCGACCAUUACACGAUCCUCGCUCACACUGGAUGAUGAGGAGGAAGAAGAAGAAGAAAGUAAUGAUAGUGAGUCCUUUUAUUCUUUAUUUUCAAGGUCUUCAGUUAGUGUAAGCCACUGAAUUAUAGAUACCCUUAUUAUUUAUUCUUCCCUUAAUAAACUUUUUGUUUUUACGUGUAUAUUUUGUCAUUCUAUAUUUAUAAGCCCAAACAUGUUUUUUACGUC
Molecule: messenger RNA, 1292 nt
Organism: Rhizopus microsporus ATCC 52813
Lineage: Eukaryota; Fungi; Mucoromycota; Mucoromycetes; Mucorales; Rhizopodaceae
Product: Rho GTPase activation protein
Exons: 4
Coding region: 166-1188 (340 amino acids)
Biological process (GO): activation of GTPase activity; signal transduction
Molecular function (GO): GTPase activator activity
Source: RefSeq, a predicted model, not a curated record